UUAGAGCGUGGGGUGAGGGUGAGGGUGAGGGUUCACCUGGAUUCGCUUUCCAGAGGCGCCCCCGGCUCACCCCGCUCCCUGGUUUCCCUCGGUCGCCGGAAAGAAGGGGAGCCGGGGAAGCCAGUGUCACCGCCGCCGAAGUGUAGAAGGAGGGAAAGGACUUCCCUCGCUUGCCUAGCGAUUAGCAGUGUGGGACGUGGGGCGACCGUGCCGAGUCGGACCCCGGUGUGCCCAGGUGGGGUGUGCGUGCCCGGAGGUCCGGGAAGGGGAGCGCAAAGCAGGAGGGCACCCAGGCAGCCUGGAUAAUUAAGUGAGCGCUUCAGUUCCCAGACCUUCCCGGUGCCGCGUAAGGGCUGCGAGGGAGGGGUCGGGACUCCCCCCCCCCACCCCGGUGGGACGGAGAUGUUGGAGGGGAUGCGCCCCGGUGGGUGCGUCGUUCCCACUCUGCGCUAAGGGGCAGGGCGGAAGACAGAACUGGGAGGAUAGCUCUGGUCUGAAGAGUGAACUGAUGGGAAGUGCCUUGUUCGGGGGUAACCAUUCCCCCACCCCCAGUUCUUCCUAAAGUGGGAAGUCAGUGUUAACGUCCUAACGAAAUGGGUCUCCGAAGGUAUUGAGGAGUCAGGUGAGAAGGUUUCAGGGGAUAAUUGGGUUUUCCCCCCACCCCGCAAGUUGUUGUUGAAUAUCCGGCAAGUUGCCUUGAGCCAUCAAGGCUGGAGGUCCUUGGGAGUUGGGAUUGUUCUGUGAAUUGGUCAGUAGGAGAGGAGGGAAACCUGGGGACUCUGCUUGGUAGCUCGGAGUGGAUCAUUUUAAUCAAAAUGGCUUUAGGUGUGUCUGUAGUUUUGUAAUUGAGACUAACUCUUUUGGGCCUUUGCUGUUGCAAAAUAAAGCUUGAAAAUUGACUCUUCCCCUCCUCCCCCUUCCCCCAAUUUGUUUUUGUUUUGCUGCUGGCUUCCAACUUGUGCUAGGAAGAGACCUGGGAAGUUAAGUUUCUUGCAAAGUAUAGUGGGGAUUGCAGCUGCUGAGCAGGGAUUCUGGAAGGCAUUGCGCACCUGAGCCCCCAGCAUGGCGGGCCUAAAGCGGCGGGCAAGCCAGGUGUGGCCAGAAGAGCAUGGUGAGCAGGAGCACGGGCUGUACAGCCUGCACCGCAUGUUUGACAUCGUGGGCACCCACCUGACACACAGGGAUGUGCGCGUUCUUUCUUUCCUUUUUGUCGACGUCAUUGAUGACCACGAGCGUGGCCUCAUCCGAAAUGGACGUGACUUCUUAUUGGCGUUGGAGCGCCAGGGCCGCUGUGAUGAGAGUAACUUUCGCCAGGUGCUGCAGCUGCUGCGCAUCAUCACUCGUCAUGACCUGCUGCCCUACGUCACCCUCAAGAGGAGGCGGGCUGUGUGCCCUGAUCUUGUAGACAAGUAUCUGGAGGAGACGUCAAUUCGCUAUGUGACCCCCAGAGCCCUCAGCGAUCCAGAACCGAGGCCUCCACAACCCCCCAAAACAGUGCCUCCCCACUAUCCUGUGGUGUGCUGCCCCACUUCGGGCCCUCAGAUGUGUAGCAAGCGGCCAGCUCGAGGGAGAGCCACACUUGGGAGCCAACGAAAACGCCGGAAGUCAGUAACACCAGACCCCAAGGAAAAGCAGACAUGUGACAUCAGACUGCGGGUUCGGGCUGAGUACUGCCAGCAUGAGACCGCUCUGCAAGGCAACGUCUUCUCUAACAAGCAGGACCCACUCGAGCGCCAGUUUGAGCGCUUUAACCAGGCCAACACCAUCCUCAAGUCUCGGGACCUGGGCUCCAUCAUCUGUGACAUCAAGUUCUCUGAGCUCACCUACCUCGACGCAUUCUGGCGCGACUACAUCAACGGCUCUCUACUAGAGGCGCUUAAAGGCGUCUUUAUCACAGACUCCCUCAAGCAGGCUGUGGGCCACGAAGCCAUCAAGCUGCUGGUGAACGUGGACGAGGAGGACUACGAGCUGGGCCGUCAGAAACUCCUGAGGAACUUGAUGCUGCAGGCACUGCCCUGACCUUUCCCCCUCACCUUUCGGGGGACUGUUCCCACCGCCCACCUCUGGAGCUUACAUACUGUUCUGGGGUUUGUUCUCUGCCCUUCCGACCAAUCACACCCCUGCCUUUUUUUUUUUUUUUUUUUUAAAGGAAAAGACAAAGGAAAAUGGAAGCGGUGUUCCCCACCCCUCCCUGCACCCACGUGCCUGGGCCUCCCCCGUUUCCCUUUUCCAUGGACCCUCCUAAUGUGUGUCUCCACAGCCACCUUGCCACCGAGCCGUAAGACAGACGUAGAGGGAGAAGCAAAGGCUGCGGGGAUGUAGUCUUUGUUAAGGGAUCCAAGUGAACACUGCUUCCGGGUGCAUUGUGGGGGGGGGUAUCCGUACUUCUGGCUUUACGAGGGCUCUUCAGUUUUGUCUGAAAAACCAAAGGGCUGUGAGUAAGGGAGCUGUGUGGAAGGUGGGACUCUGAAGUGUAUUUUGGAAAUUAAUCACCACCCUCUCCCAAAUUAUAUAAUUUUUAAAAAACAAAGAAGCUGUGGCCCUUUCCGCUCUCUCCUGGCCUCUGGUGCUGCUCCUCUCUGCCUCAUUCCCUCCAUUCCAGGGCUUCAGACCUCUGCCUGGUGUGGCUCCGUCCUUUGUCCCCUUUGCCAAACCCUCUCCAAGGGAGGACGGUAAGAGGACUGGGUCAGCUGAGUCACUCCUCCCAGCAGGGUGGAUGGAGAAGGGGGUGCUGAUUAAGAUACACUCCCCCUGAGAAGGGGAAGGGGGAGUGUGAGACUUCCCUUCCAUGUUCAAGUGAAAAUAAAUCAUGUACCCUGCAGCCCUUUCCCCUUUGCUUUCUUCUGGCUUGGGCAAAGGGCAUCACAGGUGAAUGUGAAGUCAUUCAGUAUCACCUCCUAUCUGCUCUUUCCUUCCCCAUUCUCUGCCCCACUCCCAAGCUUCCGAGCAUGGGGCUGGGAUAUGCACUGAGUGUUGCACUUUUAUUUGGGUAGGGAGGCAUGUUGAAUGAGCCAGGAGGCCUACAACUGGAGCCUAGUCUAGCUGGUACACCACCACCUCCCCUUUCAGCUCCCAAAGGAGAUGUCCAGACACAGACUUUAUGAUGGUUAUAUUUUUUUCAAUGCCAGUGCUGCUCAGCCCUCAGCAUAACUUCAGUUUUCAUGAAAUAAACAGUGACUAUAUAAAAUUC
Molecule: messenger RNA, 3190 nt
Organism: Nyctereutes procyonoides (raccoon dog)
Lineage: Eukaryota; Metazoa; Chordata; Mammalia; Carnivora; Canidae
Gene: DEDD
Product: death effector domain containing
Exons: 5
Coding region: 1063-2019 (318 amino acids)
Biological process (GO): regulation of apoptotic process; extrinsic apoptotic signaling pathway via death domain receptors; apoptotic process
Cellular component (GO): nucleolus
Molecular function (GO): protein binding; DNA binding
Source: RefSeq, a predicted model, not a curated record